AUGAAAAUCCCAGUAGAAAACGAGGUCAUAACUAUUAGGGGAAAUCAAACCCUAUCUCGGCAAUGUUACAUGGCAACGAUGGGCAGCACGGUGGAAACGAUGAACAUCGAUACACCGGAGCUGCUCCUCAGAGAGAAAAAGGCUCAGAAACCCCGGGAAAACUUAGAAAAAAUUGAACUAACAGAGGGCUCCGAGAUAUGUGUGAAGCUGAGAGUAGAUUGGCCAACUGAUCACCGAGAAGCUAUCAUAGCUCGGAUAAAACAGUACGUAACUUUCUCUUUAGAGAAACAGAUUGCUAUCCGAGAUGAAGUGGAGAAGCUUUUGAAAGCCGGGUUCAUCAGGAAAGUGGAUUACCCGGAGUGGCUGGCCAAUGUGGUUUUAAUCAAGAAAUCUAAUGGCAGAUGGAGGCUUUGUAUAGAUUUCACUGAUCUAAACAAUGCCUGCCCGAAAGACAGUUUCCCUCUGCCAAACAUCGACCAACUGGUAGAUGCAACGUGUGGUUUCGUAGUCUAUGCAUUCUUAGAUGCUUCUCAGGGAUACCACCAAAUCCUGAUGAACAAGGAUGAUGAGGAAAAGACAGCGUUCACCACAGAUCUGGGGACAUAUUGCUACAAGAAGAUGCCUUUUGUACGGUCUGGGAAGUUUCUUGGGCACCUCAUCUCAGAGAAAGGUAUCGAGGCAAACCCGAAAAAAAUCGAGGCAGUAAUGAACAUGAAAGCCCCUAAGUCGGUAAAAGAAGUACAAAAUUUGAAUGGAAGAGUCACGGCACUGGGAAGCACACCCCCGGUGCUAGGUAGACCCGAGCUAGGAGAAAUCUUGUACUUAUAUCUCUCGGUGAAUGAUGAGACGGCAGCGGAAGUCCUGGUCAAGGAAGAUAAAGGUCUGCAAACCCCAGUUUACUAUCUCAGCAGAGUCCUGAAAGGCCCGGAGGUCAGAUACCCAAAGAUUGAAAAAUUUGUUUUGGCACUGAAAGUGGCAGCAGAAAAGCUAAGGAGAUAUUUUGAAGCUCACAUCAUAGUAGUAUUGGCUGAUUUUAUAGCCGAGACCACGGCCAGUGAUCAACCUGAGGAAGCUGAUGAACAACUUCUAAAUUGGGUCCUAGAAGUCGAUGGAGCAUCGAAUCUGGAAGGAUUUGGAGUAGGCAUGGUCCUAAGAGGGCCUCACGGAGUUACACUCCGGAGCUCGGUAAAAUUCGAUUUCCCGGCGUCCAACAACGCCGCGGAAUAUGAGGCUCUGCUGAUUGGAUUGAGAAUGGAGCUCGGGGGGAAAUGGGUGAUAGAGCAAGUUCCCCGCUUGGAAAACCAAGAAGCCGAUGUACUGGCCAAGGCAGCAACAGUGGAUGAAAAGAUACCCGGGCCUUUGGAGAAUUGGAUGCAAGGCAUAGCCCAUUAUCUGAUGGACGGAACUCUGCCAGAAGACAGAGAUAAAGCAUACAAAAUCCUGCGACAAGCCCCUUACUACGCUUUUCUCGACGGAGUCUUGUACAGGAAGUCAUUCACCCAUCCUUGGUCAAGAUGCCUAACGACAGAAGAGGGCGAGUAUGUUUUGAGAGAACUACACGAAGGUAUUUGUGGGGCACACAUAGCUCCUCGCAUGGUAGCAAAGAAAGCAGUUCUGCAGGGGUAUUACUGGCCCCUGAUGGUCAUGCAGGCUGAAGAGAUAGUAAAGAAGUGUGAGAACUGUCAGAGGCACCAGAAUAUCCGACAUGCUUCAACUAUAGAGCAGUGUCCUAUCACCAGUUCUUGGCCUUUUGCAACAUGGGGGAUUGACAUUCUAGGACCAUUCACAGCAACCACGGGGCAGAAAAAGUUCUUGAUAGUGGCAGUAGAUCACUUUACAAAGUGGAUCGAGGUAGAAGCAGUAAGCACUAUCACAGAAGCUCGAAUCCGGGAUUUCUUCUGGAGGCAAAUUGUGUGCCGAUUUGGGAUACCCAGAGCAUUGAUAACCGACAAUGGGAAGCAGUUCAAUUGCCGAGCCUUUAAAGAAUUUUGCAACGAUUUGCACAUCGACCUGCGCUUUACUUCAGUAGUUCAUCCGCAGAGUAAUGGGAUAACCGAGGUGACCAACCGGACAAUUCUGAAAGGGCUUAAGGCCAGGCUGGGGCAGUAUGAUAAACAAUGGCUGGAAGAGCUACCUAAGGUUAUCUGGGCUUACCGCACUACUCCAUAUGUUUUCUCUGACAUAUGGGUGUGA
This is a messenger RNA of Mercurialis annua (annual mercury), 2193 nucleotides long. RefSeq lists its product as uncharacterized. The record is from RefSeq and is a predicted model, not a curated record. Lineage: Eukaryota; Viridiplantae; Streptophyta; Magnoliopsida; Malpighiales; Euphorbiaceae. The coding region runs from base 1 to 2193 and encodes 730 amino acids. The transcript is spliced from 7 exons. Gene Ontology annotation, molecular function: nucleic acid binding. Gene Ontology annotation, biological process: DNA integration.